Messenger RNA from Homarus americanus (American lobster), 6471 nucleotides. RefSeq lists its product as uncharacterized. NCBI's taxonomy places the organism in Eukaryota, Metazoa, Arthropoda, Malacostraca, Decapoda, Nephropidae. Bases 529 to 5544 code for a protein of 1671 amino acids. The transcript has 4 exons. Gene Ontology annotation, molecular function: DNA-binding transcription factor activity, RNA polymerase II-specific; RNA polymerase II transcription regulatory region sequence-specific DNA binding. Gene Ontology annotation, biological process: regulation of transcription by RNA polymerase II. The record is from RefSeq and is a predicted model, not a curated record. Gene Ontology annotation, cellular component: nucleus.
UCUGGUAACACUGGAUGGAGGAAAACAGUGAACAUGGCGAAGGUGUGACGUAUGUACCAAGAUCAACUGGAUUAAAAUAUAACACCACAGAUGAUCAGCCGAGUCUGGUGAUUGGAACGAGACAUCGCAUUAAGAAAGUUGUGUACUAUGUAAGAUUGAUUAUAAAAUUAAAUGUUUGCUAUGACUGCCGUACCUACGUGCACUCACAAGGAAGACAAUAUGAUGGAUGUUGAUUGGCGCCUGUUAAUUGAAGCUGAAAGAAAUCAUGUAAUUUAUAUUACUCAAAACUUAUUGUUGGUGCAUUUUCGUCAGUUUCAUGAGACUGGGGUCUGUCCCAAUUAGUACGAUUUAUCGAGAUUGUACUGUACAGAGAUGUUCCUGUGGUAUCAGAAGAUGGAAGACCACUAUGACAAUGAACUUUUACGCUGCUUUAGUAAUCAUUGAGUUUAGUCUUACACAAGGAGUGGAGAGAAAUAGGAGUAUUAGUGUGUCCUAGAAAUACUUAGAAAAAUGGAUAAAUAAAGUAUUAUGAAAAUGGAAGGAACAGUUCAAACUAAGCUACUCAUUCAUGAGAAUAGUUGUGAAGAAAAAAUGCAAGAAUUAUCUGAAAAAGCUUCUGCUGGAAUUGAGUCAAAAGCUUUACUUGAUAUUAGGUUAUCAUCAGAGCCCUUAUACAGAGACAUGAUACUGAAAGAAGAGGCCAUUGAUGAUCCCAGUGCAGAAUAUGAGGAAAAUGAUGUGAAACUUACUGGUGAUUUCACCCAUGUUACAGCAGUUGAUGGAACCAAGACCAAAAAGAGGAAGAAAAAAUAUGAGAAAACCUACCCUUGUGAAAAAUGUAAUCAGGUUUCACGGUCAUCUGCUAACCUCAAAAAACACAUGAUGACACAUUCUGGGGAAAGACCAUACAAGUGUAUCAUAUGUCAAAAGGCAUUUAGACAGAUGCAUCACUUAUCUGAUCACACUCGAACACAUACAGGGGAACGUCCCUUUGAAUGUGAGGAAUGUGGGUCUAGAUUUGUCCAAAAGUCCUCUUUGAAUUUACACAGAAAGAAGCAUUCUGGAUUUAAGCCAUAUUCUUGUAGUAUUUGCAAUCAUUCCACUUAUGAAAAGAUGCAUCUGAAAAUGCACAUGAGAACCCAUACUGGGGAAAAGCCUUACCAGUGUGAAAAAUGUGGUCAAACUUUUUCAAAUUCAACUCGCUUAAAGUUUCACACAAUGAUACAUACUGGAGAGAGGUUAUACAAAUGUGAUGAAUGUGGAGUGAGUUUUCGAGAAAAGGUCACCCUACAAAAGCAUAAAGGGGUUCACAUUAAUAUAGGUCCAUUUACAUGUGAAGAGUGUGGACAAGAGUUCUCACGCUUAGCUGGUUUAACUUUGCAUUGUAAGGUUCAUUCUAAGGAACGUGAUUACAUUUAUGUAUUUAAUAAAACAGCAAAUGAAGUUUUAAAACCUCUACUACCUGAAGUAUCUAGGGAUAAAGCAAACCAAGAAAAACAGAACUUUCAAGCUUCAGGAAAUAUAUCAAGUGUGAAUAAAACAGAUUUACUAAAUGCCUCCUGCAGUGCACAGGACAUUGCCAAGGUUAUAGAACUAUCAGGCGGUUUUGGCGUUAAAUCUGAAAAACGCGCACUUUCCAAAAAUAUGUCAAGUACAGGUAUAUCAAAUACAGAAAAGACUGCCAGUAUUUCAUAUGCUUCAUCACUAGUUAGCAACUUACAAAUAAAAUUGAAGGAAAAUUUAGCCUCCAACCUAUCUGAGACCAACACACAAAAUCUUGGUAGUGUGGUGCCUCCUAACCAUGUGCGAGCAGCUUUAGAAUCUGGAACUGUCUUGGAGACUCAUGGUGAAGAUGGCAAAGGAUUUUAUAUAAUAUUACCACCAUCCCUAAAAAAUAAAGAAAUCAUAUUUUCCUCAGAUUCAGCACAGACCAAUGGCAGUGUAAUGACAGCACCACAACCACCAUCUAACAUAACUGUAGAUUUACCAGAAAGUGAGACAAUUGUAGAAUGUGAUUCUACAAAAAUAUUUUCCCCUCAAAUUUGUGACAGUCACAAUGAAGCUUAUCAGAGUGUUGUUCAAGAACUCCCUGAAAAUGAUGCUUGCCAAUAUCCAGUAGAAGUAUGUGCAGUGCAGAAUGCAGAAGCUGAUGAUUAUACCAUAGAAUUACAGGGGGAGCUUCAUGAUGAUCAUGAUUAUGAAGGUUCACACAUGACAUCAGUAGAGGUAUCAGAGGAACUGGUCAAUGAUAACCAUAAGUAUUCACGUGUUGUACGAGAGGAGAUUCAUUCUGAUGGAACAAGUGUUCUUUUGUGGAAUGAUGAACUAGAGCAUCUCAAAGAAGUUACAUAUGUAAUAGAAGAACGGAGUGAGGGGCCUGUAUUAAGCCAACCCCAGGAUGUAAAGAGUUAUAACUCCAAUAUGUUCGAGGGGGGAGCUAUAAUUAAACCAAAGAGAAAAAGGAAAUUUAAGGGAAAUGAAUUCUCUACAGAUGAUAUGAAUACUAAAAAACAGAAGAGAAAGAAAUGUGAUUCUGAGAGACCCAAAUCUGUAAAGAUUAAGGUAAAAGACAAAAAUUUAGAAGAAAAGAGAUUGAAGAGUCGGAUGGUGUAUGAUUGUCCACAGUGUGGAAAGGCAUGUAAAACUUCUUCUAAUUAUAUUUCUCACAUGAGAACACAUUCAGGAGAAAGGCCUUAUUCCUGUGACAUUUGUCAAAGAGGAUUCAAGCAGAUUGCACAUCUUCGCUCUCAUAUAAGGAUUCACACUGGUGAGAGGCCAUAUGUAUGCCAAAUUUGCAAUGCUGCCUUUACACAGUCCUCAAGAUUAAAUUCCCACAUUAAAACCAAGCAUGCAAAAGGGAAGAUUGAAGUAAAGAAGAAAGUUAAGCCAGUGGUAAAACAUAAGGUAAGAAAUUUUUACUGUAAAAUCUGUAAGAAGACUUUUAUUAAUGAAUGUUUUAAAAUAGACCAUAUGAGAACUCACUUAUCAGUACAGCUAUACGAGUGUAAAAUUUGCGGCAUUCAUUACAAAAGCAAAAGCAGUAUGGUAAAGCACAGGCUCAAACACUCUGAUCACAAAUGUAUAUGUGAAAUAUGUGGCACUGGCAUCUCAGACCUUUCUUCUCUCCAGGAGCACAGGAUUACUCAACAUGAUGAGAGCGUAAGAGAGAGUGGCAUGUCAGAUGUAUGUAUUAAUGUCAAAAUAGGAGAAGAAAAAGAUUUUGUUGUUAUAAACCCAUCCAUAAAGAAUAUUCAAAAUGAAGAAGAUGUUAAAAUGAAAGAAGAAAUUAUAGAUGUUACUGAGGUUAACAGUUAUCAUGUGAUGCAAGAAAUUAUACAUGUCACAGACACAGAUGGUUGUGUGAAGAGUGAGGUGAUGCAAGUAGCAGAAGUAGAUGACACACACAUUAAGAGUGAAACACUGGAGGUUCCAAACCCUGAGGAAUAUAAAGUGGAAAUAGAGGAAAGUUUUGACAAAAAUGUAAAGAUUGAAAAUGAAUUGCAAUCCACUGGUGAUGAUGAUUCUCAAAGGAAUAAUAACCCCAUCAAGAUAUCAGAAUCUGAAUUUCAGUCAAUAGAUUCAGUAGAGUCCAUAAAGGGUGAAUUCAGUAAAAUGAAGAUUCAGAUUACCUGUAUUGACAAUGCCUGUUUAGGAAGAAAAAUUUGGGUCUGCAAAGUUUGUGAUAGGGCUUUUUUGCAGUCAUCUAAUCUUUAUAGUCAUAUGAGAAUGCAUACAGGAGAAAAACCAUACAAAUGCAAUGUUUGUUCUCGUGCAUUUAGGCAAAUAACACAUCUAAAGGAUCAUAUGAAUAGGCACACUGGUCUAAAGCCCUAUAAUUGCGGAGAAUGUGGCAUAUGUUUUUCUCAGCGAUCUGCUGUGAAUCGCCAUAUUAGAAAUAAACAUAGAGAUAAUGCUUCAGUACAGGUAUUAAGGAACACUGAAAUUUUACAGGGUGGAAUAAAGGACUUGCCCUCUUUAGCUUGUGGGAAUCGGUUAAGUAGGUGUAAGCAGCCAUUGCAAGAUGGGGAUGUUUCCAAAAAUCCACGUCCUCUGGUUAAGAUGAAAACAUGUAAAAUAUGCAGAAAAAUAUAUCCUGCAACUUACCUAAAAUCACACCUUCGAUGUCACACUGGCGAGCGCCCAUAUAAGUGUAGCUUUUGUAAGGAAGCUUUUAAACAGAAACCUCACUUGCAUUCUCAUGAACUUCGUCAUACUGGGGAAAAACCUUAUGUUUGUAAAAAAUGUGGUGCCUCAUUCACUCAGUCUUUUAGAUGUACCACUCACAUGAGGAAAUGUAAUGGAAGCAAAAAUAAGGUAAACACUGAUGCUGUUAAGAGAUGUCAUUGUACGUGUGGAGCAAGUUUUAGAUUGCGUCUCCAAUUAGUUAGGCAUCAGAAAAUUUGUACUGCUGGAGAAGAUAGUGAUAAAAGUACAGACAAGAGUGAGCCAGACAUAUCUUAUGAUGAAGAGAGUGAGAUGGAGUGUGAAUUUAGGAGAAAGCGGAAAAUUAAAACACACAAAAAAGAAGACUGGAAAGGGAGCAAGACAGUAAAAACAAAACAGUCUAGUCCUGCACACAUUGUUCAAACAUUUACUUGCAAAGAUUGUUAUGUAAAAUUCCAGAGUUUUGCUGAGUACAAGAAGCACUUACUACAGCAUGGAGAUAUGCCACAGGUUUGUGAGGAUUGUGGAGCAACCUUCAGAAGAGCAUCUGCUUUACGAUUUCACCAGAGAAUAAAGCAUGACAGAGCAGAUGAAAGAUAUAAGGAAUAUAAUUUUGUAGGGCACGAUGAUAUGAAAGAAGAACAAUUAGAUGGUGCUAGUGAUGUUGAGGAUAAUAUUGAUUCAGUGCUCUUAAAUCAUACAAAUAAAGAAAAUGAUCCCUGUAGAGAAAAUAAGGUAAAGGUAGAGGAAAAUGCUGUAAAGCUUAAUGAAAAAAAAAUAGACAAUAUGAAAGUGAAUAGAAUGCAAAGGAAAAGAAAGAAAGUUGAGUGUGUUAGUGGAAAAAUUCUGCAAGAUGAUGCAGGCAAAGUUAGUAGUGAGUCAGUUACUUUACAGAAAAGUAGUAUAUCUAAAAAAACACUUGAAAAAAUAAGUAUAAAACAAGAAAAAGGAAUUCCAAGCAUAUUAGUAUGUCAGCAGGUAAAUGGGAAUCCACAGAGGAAAGUUAAAGAUGAACCUCAUGUUGGAAGUAGUAAUACACUGUAUAGUUGUGAAGCUUGUGAGAAAGUUUUUACGCGAUCUUCCAAGCUUAAGCAUCAUGUUAUGAUGUGGUGUAAGGGUACUCAAGACUCUUCUAAACUUAAUGUUUCUAGAAAUAUUGAAUUCGUGCAACAAUCUACCAAUAAACUGGCUAAAAGGGUUGAUAGAAAAAAGGAUCAAAUUGAGAAAAGGUCAGUGGAAAAUGAUUUGGCAACAUCUUGUGCCACUAAGACAAAACCUAGGAAUUUUAGAGGAACAACAAAAAUUGAUAUAAAUCUCAUGUCUCAGCCUGAACAACUUGUUUCAGUGAAGGAAGAGGCAAAUUCAGAUAUUGAAAAUUAAAUAGCAUCUGCACAAAGUUAUUCAGAAAAUAUGAGGUUAUAAGAACAGGAAACGAGAUCAAUUCUUGGUGAGAAUCGGUGUUUUAAGUAAUUUGGUAUAGUACUGUAAAGAAUGUGACAUAUUACAGGAGCUGAUUCCUUCAAGGUACACCUAGACUUAUUUAAGUUAUUUGACAGAAUGAUCUUUUAAGUGUAACCAUUGUUGUUUGGCUUUCAGACAAAGGGCCCAUUUAAUUACCCACUACAGAAGACAUACAGGUGAAAACCAUACCAGUGUGAUGUUUGUGAUAAAGCAUUUACUUAGUCUUUUUGGCUAAAAGUUCAUACAAGAAGAUUACAUGGGGAGAAUAAGCGUACAUAUGAAAUUUGAUUUUAUAUUACACCAAUUAUUGAUUUGAUGCAAGGCAGUACAGUACUUUUUUAUAAUUUAAAGCAGGAUAGAUUUUUAUUUAGAUACAAAUGAAAUGUUAUUUUAAUGUAGGUAGCUUCUAAAAAUCUUAAGUCAUGUCAUAGGGUCCUACAAAAACAAAAGUCAAAUUUUGAAGUUUGAUUUUGGUUCUAUAUUAAGUCAACAAGAAAUUUAUCAUGGUAAAAAUUUUGCAUGUAAUGCAAACACCAAGUUAAUUAUGUAUUCAAAUGAAGUACAGUACUGUAUUUGAUAUUAUUGGAACAGACCCUCGAAUCUGGGACCGAGACCAAACUGGUGUUGGGGAAUUUCUAGUUCCCUGGGUCCAAGGUCAUCCAUCUAAAAAAGCCGUUGUUAAGCGGUCGAUAGUAUAUCGAUACUAAUAACUUAUGGGGGAAAAUAGGUUAUGUUCCUGAGACCAUGACGUUUUAUAUCCUGCUCCUAUAAUGAUUGAAUAAUGUCUAAACUCAAAUGAUUUAUAAAUAGUAAAAAAAAAAUUACAAAAUAAAGACAAAAAAUAAA